Molecule: messenger RNA, 1341 nt
Organism: Ipomoea nil (Japanese morning glory)
Lineage: Eukaryota; Viridiplantae; Streptophyta; Magnoliopsida; Solanales; Convolvulaceae
Product: receptor-like protein 12
Exons: 2
Coding region: 96-1163 (355 amino acids)
Molecular function (GO): protein binding
Source: RefSeq, a predicted model, not a curated record
AUAUAUAUUGUUGUUAACCUCAUGCAUUCACUUCACUUCAAAGUUCAAAGCAUCCCAAAAUUGUGAUAGAUUGAGCCUUAAACUUUGUUUGUGCAAUGAAAACUCCAGUCCUUGAAUACCGCCUUUUCUUCUUCAUAUCCUCCUGCUUGCUGCUCCAAAUGGUGGCAGCCCAAGCCCCAGCCCAAUGCUUGAGCCAUCAGAAAAUGUUGUUGUUGCAGUUCCGCAGCAGCCUAGUGUUCGACUCAACAGCUUCAACCAAGCUUGCGCGCUGGAACCACAGCACAGACAACUGUUGUGUUUGGGCUGGGGUGGAAUGUGACACCUCAGGUCAUGUCAUCAGCUUGAUUCUCGACAAUGAAGGGAUUUUUACAAAUGGUAUUCACAGUUCAAGUGCUCUAUUCAGUCUUCAAUAUCUUGAGACCCUAAAUUUGGCUUCCAACGACUUCAAUUCCACUCCAAUUCCAGUUCAGAUCUAUAAUCUUACCAACUUGACAUACCUCAAUUUGUCAAAUGCUUGGUUUGAAGGGCUUAUCCCGAAUGGAAUAUCAAGACUCACAAGGUUGGUAACUCUUGACCUCUCAACUAAUCCCAGUUGGGAUUUUAAUCUUGAGAUUCCAAAUCUAAACCAAUUCUUUGAGAACUCGACUCAACUUGGACAUCUUUAUCUUGAUGGUGUUGAUCUUUCCAGUACAGUAGUACUUCCAAAAUUCUUAGCCAAUUUCUCAAACCUCAAGACCUUGAGCCUCAGUUUUUGUAAUCUACAGGGAUCAUUUCCUAGAGAGAUAUUUCUGAUACAUGGUUUACAGGAAUUGAAUUUGAAACACAAUUAUGAUCUUAGUGGUGGUUUCCCAUCAUUUCCCGAGAAUGGAUCACUUAGGAUGAUCUCAGUAGCUGACACUCAAUUUUCUGGUUCAUUGCCAGCAUCCAUUAGUAAUCUUAGCAACUUGUCUAGGAUCGAUCUCAGCAACUGCAGUUUCAGUGGAUCAAUUCCUUCUACCAUGGCACAACUUACGAGUCUCACUUAUGUGGAUUUCUCGUAUAACCACUUCACUGGCUCAGUCCCAAAUUUUCAAAGUUCAAAGCAUCCCAAAAUCUCCAAGACCAGGAUGCAGAGUUCGCAGGAACUGAUUCUGAUAACUCUAAGCUUCAACCUUCAGGUAUGAAUGCUGAGAUCAGUGAUUAUGGUGGUGAUACCUCUCAUUGCGUGCAUUUUUUUUUUUGUGUGUGUGUUAUUAUCAUCUGGACAAUAUUUAAGUGUAAUAACUUUUAAAGGUGUUGCAUGUUUUUGUGCUAUUUGUUUUAAUUAUUAAAAGUUUCAAAUCUAUCGUUUUGUGUUUGUAA